This is a messenger RNA of Australozyma saopauloensis, 1359 nucleotides long. It is a transcript of the gene GDH3, whose product is annotated as glutamate dehydrogenase (NADP(+)). NCBI's taxonomy places the organism in Eukaryota, Fungi, Ascomycota, Pichiomycetes, Serinales, Metschnikowiaceae. The transcript has a single exon. Gene Ontology annotation, cellular component: cytosol. Gene Ontology annotation, molecular function: L-glutamate dehydrogenase (NADP+) activity. The record is from RefSeq and is a predicted model, not a curated record. The coding region runs from base 1 to 1359 and encodes 452 amino acids.
AUGGUCUUGCCUCACGAACCCGAGUUCCAACAAGCUUACAACGAGUUGUUGUCUGCCCUUGAAGACUCCACUCUCUUCACUGAGAAGCCAGAGUACAAGAAGGUUAUUCCUGUUGUGUCUGUCCCAGAGAGAAUCAUCCAAUUCCGUGUCGCUUGGGAGAACGACCAAGGUGGAAUCGAGGUUAACAACGGUUUCAGAGUGCAAUUCAACUCUGCCCUUGGUCCAUACAAGGGUGGUUUGAGAUUCCACCCAAGUGUCAACUUGUCCAUCUUGAAAUUCUUGGGUUACGAGCAAAUUUUCAAGAACGCUUUGACCGGUUUGACCAUGGGUGGUGGUAAGGGUGGUUCUGACUUCAACCCAAAGAACAGAUCCGACUCUGAGAUCAGAAGAUUCUGUGUCGCUUUCAUGAGACAAUUGGCCAGAUACAUUGGUGCUGACACCGAUGUCCCAGCUGGUGACAUUGGUGUUGGUGGCCGUGAGAUCGGUUUCCUCUUCGGUGCUUACAAGUCCAUGCAAAACAACUUCACCGGUGUUUUGACCGGUAAGGGUUUGACUUGGGGUGGUUCUUUGAUCAGACCUGAGGCCACCGGUUACGGUUGUGUCUACUACGUCGAGAAGAUGAUCGAGAAGGCUACCCAAGGUAAGGAGACCUUCAAGGGUAAGAGAGUUGCCAUCUCUGGUUCCGGUAACGUUGCCCAAUACGCUGCCUUGAAGGUUAUCGAGCUCGGCGGUACCGUCGUCUCUUUGUCCGACUCCAAGGGUGCCAUUAUUGUUCAAGAGGGUAUUACCCCAGAGCAAAUCGCUCAAGUCCAAGACGCUAAGGUCAAGUUCCAGACUUUGGAGCAGAUCAUUGGCUCCGCUUCUGCUUUCUCUGGCAAGAAGGUUGAGUACAUCGCUGGUGCUCGUCCAUGGGUCCACGUUGGCCAAGUUGACGUUGCCUUGCCAUCUGCUACCCAAAACGAGGUUUCCGGUGAGGAGGCCAAGGCUCUUGUUGAGGCUGGCUGUAAGUUCAUCGCCGAGGGAUCCAACAUGGGUUCCACCAAGGAGGCCAUCGAUGUUUUCGAGGCCAGCAGAGCUCAAGGUGUCUGGUACGCCCCAGGUAAGGCCGCCAACUGUGGUGGUGUUGCCGUUUCUGGUUUGGAGAUGGCCCAAAACUCCCAGAGAGUUCAAUGGACCGAGGAGGAGGUUGACAACAAGUUGAAGAACAUCAUGUACACUUGUUUCGAGAACUGUUACGACACUGCCGUCAAGUACUCUGUUGACAAGGAUGCUGGUUUGCCAUCUUUGUUGAAGGGUGCUAACAUUGCUGGUUUCAUCAAGGUUGCCGACGCUAUGUUCCACCAAGGUGACGUUUUCUAG